Molecule: messenger RNA, 1570 nt
Organism: Panonychus citri (citrus red mite)
Lineage: Eukaryota; Metazoa; Arthropoda; Arachnida; Trombidiformes; Tetranychidae
Product: hyccin 2-like
Biological process (GO): protein localization to plasma membrane; phosphatidylinositol phosphate biosynthetic process
Cellular component (GO): plasma membrane
Source: RefSeq, a predicted model, not a curated record
AGCAACAACAACCGUUAGUUAUUAAACGUUCAACUGUCAACCAAGUCACCUUGUCCUCCUGUAUCAUAGUUGUUUGUUAAUUGUGAUUAACCUAAUUCAAUGGCUUCGUUACUUGUCAAAUCAUCAACAGGUAAACAACGAUCACCAAUUAAAACGAAAGACAGUGUUGAGAUAGUCCAAGAAUGGGACAGUCAAUUUGAUAAACAAUGGAACAGCAUGAAAGAUGAUUUAGUUCAACUAAAUCAAUUAGCUGAUAAGUUAAUUGAGAACAAGGAAUUGGAAAAUGCUGUUUACACCGUUCUAGAUGAUUUCAAGAUCAGUGAGAAGCUUUUGGAAAGUAUUUGUAAAUGGAUUUACGCUUACAGGUCAAGUAAUGAGAAAUUACAUCAAUAUGUACUUAAUUAUGUUCCAAGUUUAAUGUGCCUUCUAUUACAAUCGAGUGUAAUUCCCACCGAGGGAAGGAAAAAGUACAAAUGUGUCGAGGCGAGUUUACUAAAUAUCUAUAAUAAGGAGAUUGUCGAUGAAGAGGGAAAACCGAAAAAAGUGACCAUGAGAAUUCCCGAUCUGAGUAAACCAUCAAUCUAUCACAAUACACCUUUGAGUACUUCGUCACCGGGACCUGCUAAUCUCACCGAACAGACUUUGAAAUUUUUGGAAACUUCGUUACCCGAUAAGCCGAUUCCAACUUUUGGACCUUACGAACAGGUUGAAAGGUUACAUGCAAGUAACCGAAGUAAAACAAUGACCGUUCUGGUUCGAGUUUAUUAUCAAAAUUUAAAUUAUGUUAGUAAAAAUUCAUGGAAGGUCAUGUGUAGGGUCGCAUUGAAAUUGUUGAAAAUGAGUGGACCAAGAUCACCCUCUGAACAAGCUCAUGCCCUUUCCGUUGCUAAAGCGGCCGUGGCAGCGGCAGAGAAAACACCUUCAGGCGUAAUGACACUUAAUGAAAUGUUCGGUGUUGGUUUGGCUCGAAUUCAAUUGGAAAGUCCUUGGUUCGUUGAGGUGCUUCGUUGUGUCUAUGUUUUCCUCUAUAACGGAAUAACUGACCUUGGUACGAAAGUAUUACAGCAAAUUCACAAUCGAGCGGUCAAAGAGCUUUGGACUGAUGUUUUGUUGAUUUCAAAUGCUAUGAUUCAUUCAUUUAAAAUUGACCCUAAUCCAAAUGCCGAUACUGAACCCGAUCUUUCAGGUAGUCGAAGUGAUGUUCGAUCGCCAAUAUCAACUAUUCUUACUGCGACAGCUUCCAAUAAAACGCCAACAACAGCGGCGACUUUUAAACCUUCAAAAUUGCCUGAGGACAUUCCGAUCGUCGGUGGUCCAACUCCAGAAUCUUCAACUGCCCCUGAAUCCGAUGAAUCGAGAAGUGCAACUUUAUCACCCGCUUCUCGACCAGCGUCUUCCAUGAAUAGAGAUUAAAUGAGCUUCAUCAAUUUAAUUAUUUCAUAAUCUCAAUUGUCAAAUAGUCUUUACAAUCAUAACAAUUUUAACUGUUCUUUUAUCAAGUGUUUUUUAAUCAACUAACUUUUCUCAACUCAACUGAUUAAAAAAAUUUUUAUUCUUUCAAAAUAAACAA